AAAAUACUGGACUUUGCUUAAUUUAUUCAAAAUAUUUCGUAUAAAAAAUCUUGUUAUUUAUUUACGGCGGUUUCGUAAUUUUCAUCAAAUAUCAUUUCAAGGAUACAAAGUACUGGAAAUGUCAGUAAUUUUAUUUACAAGUAUCCACUGGGCAACUUGUUUGGAAUGGUACAUACCGAUAAUUAGCGAUAAAUUUAAUUGGCUAUCAAACAAUGAAUCAUGGAUAGCAUCAGAGUCAUUAAAAACCCGGAAUACGACUCUGAGGAUGUACGUAGCUGGUGCUAACCGAGCAACAAUAGCAUUGAUCGGUGGUUCACAUCACCUGGAUGUAAAAACGAUUGAUGAUAUUUUAUUUAAUUUAUUUCUGACUGUACUUGGUAGGAUCGGAAUUAUUUACAUACUCGCUCAAUUUUCAGGACUCAUGUCAACGUCUCACUCAACAAAGAAAAAAAAUUUUAAAUUACUUAAACAAUUAACAGACUACAUGCGUUACAAAGAACUUCCUCGUCAUAUUCAGAACCGGGUGUUAAAUUAUUUUAAUUUUUGGUCAAACAAAAGUGUUAAGAAAGAUAAAGUUAUUAUUUCAAAUGUUUCUCCUAAUUUACGAGAAGAAUUAAUAAUGUAUAAUUGCAGAAGUUUAAUAGAAAAAGUUGAAUUUUUAAAACAUAUACCGGCAGUUAUUUUAUCCCAAGUUGUCAUGCAAUUAAAACCAGAAAUAUAUUUAGCCAAUGACGUAUUGGUAAGAGCUGGUACAAUUGGUGACGCAUUGUACUAUAUAAUAACCGGUACUGUUGGAGUUUAUACAUCUGCUGGAAAAAAAGUAUGUAAUUUGGAGGACAAAUCAUACUUUGGAGAAGUAUCGCUCGUAAUGGACAAUGAAAAACGAUUGGCAACAGUAAUUGCUUUGGAAACUUGCGAAGUUUAUGUACUAAAGCGACAGGAUUUUAUUAAAAUAAUAAGUCCUUAUGAAAACUUAAAAAGCCGAUUGCAAAAAUUAACUAUCGAAAAAUUAGAUAAAUCUUUAUUGUACGAGACAUUACACAAGUGCGAUGGAUCUACUUCGAUAAACAUAAAUAUUUACGGUGACUCAACUUCUCAAGAUGUUUAAUUGUUAUUUUAUUUUUAUACAUUCAAGGAUUUUUGUAUGAUUGUUGAUAGACAGAAGUAAGUCUCCAGUGUUCUGGAUAAUCAGCAUCCCUACACCCCUCGACGAUACUAAAAGGCGGCGUCAAAGUGUCAAUACAAAAAUCUCUUUUAGCGUAAGGAGUUCUAG
Messenger RNA from Microplitis mediator, 1273 nucleotides. Its product is annotated as potassium/sodium hyperpolarization-activated cyclic nucleotide-gated channel 2-like. The coding region runs from base 119 to 1108 and encodes 329 amino acids. Lineage: Eukaryota; Metazoa; Arthropoda; Insecta; Hymenoptera; Braconidae. The record is from RefSeq and is a predicted model, not a curated record. The transcript is spliced from 5 exons.